This is a messenger RNA of Gigantopelta aegis, 4842 nucleotides long. RefSeq names its product slit homolog 2 protein-like. The transcript is spliced from 2 exons. NCBI's taxonomy places the organism in Eukaryota, Metazoa, Mollusca, Gastropoda, Neomphalida, Peltospiridae. Gene Ontology annotation, molecular function: protein binding. Bases 252 to 3965 code for a protein of 1237 amino acids. The record is from RefSeq and is a predicted model, not a curated record.
GUAACCUGAAUGUCACCAACGCAAAUAUCAGCUGACUGAUAAAUUAUCUCUGGCCAGGGAAUGGCUUUUCCAACUAAAACUAACACCGCUAAUUGGAAACUAAUUAAGAAGGGGGAGGAACCAGACUGGGUUCCACAGCUGGCCAUUACCAAAAUGUUCCUGCAGCAAGAAUGAUUCCAUAUUUACAAGACAGCUAGACAAGCAGACAGGUGUAUAUCCUGAACACUGAGAAGCGGUCAUUUAACAGCAACAUGAAGUUCCCUUUGGUUUGUUCCAUGCUGCUCAUCGCAAUGUGGAUGACCUUCACCCAUGGCUGCCCAAAGCACUGUGAGUGUAACCAUGGCAGCACUACAGUGAACUGCUCGCAUAAAUCUUUGAUGUUUAUCCCACCACACCUGCCAGCUUCGACAAGAGUCUUCGACAUCUCAGGCAACUUUCUGGGUCCAGUGAUUAAUGGAACGUGGUCCUACAUGCGCAAUGUCACCGACAUAGACCUGUCACAGAAUGGCAUUGUCCGAAUCAUAGGCUGCAGUUUCAAAGGACUCUUCAAACUGAAGAGGCUCAACCUGAUGGGCAACCAGAUACGACAUCUGCAGGAGGAUCUGUUCAGUGACAACACUGAUCUGGAAGUGUUGAAUCUGAGCAGCAACAGGCUGGAGACAUUGGUGGAACCCGCCUUCAAGUAUCUCCACCACCUUAAAGAGCUCUACCUUUCUGACAAUUACUUCUCUCAGCUCAAGUUCGGAGUCCGCUUACAAGUGCUCACAAAUGUGGAAAUAUUUGACCUGUCAUACAACAAUUUUGGCCAGAUUUCCCAGGAUGCAUUUGAGAUGAUAGAACCAUGGAGCACGUCAGUCAAGCGAACACUAAAUCUAGCUAACUGUCAAAUAACUUCCAUUGAGAAUGGAACUAUGAGCACCUAUCAUGGAUUAUAUGAAUUAAUUCUAUCAGGUAACAAAGACCUUUCAACAGAAAACCUUAGUAAUAUUUUACAAGAACUUGAAAGAAAAAAUCUCAAAAGACUGGAUAUAUCGUAUAUGGAUUUAAGUAAUAUAGACACGCUUUUUGUUGACACCCAGUACCUAACUUUGGAUUAUCUUAACCUAUCUCAUAACCUGAUUUCUGCAGUAAGUAAUGGAACAUUUGACAGUAUUCGAAAUCUAAACACGGUAGACAUAAGUUUCAAUCAGUUGCAAAGCUUCAGUCCUGAAUUUGCUGUGUUUGGAAACAUCAAAGAGUUUGACAUAUCCCAUAAUAACAUCAGUCGCAUUGAUGGAUCAAUAAUUGAACUACUUUCGGCUUUAGAGGUGUUUCGAGCGUCUUACAACAACUUUAGGCACAGGUCAGAUGUUCAGAUAUCUUCUUUACAACACAUAAAACAUCUUGAUUUGAGUUUUAAUCAUCUCGAUGGCAUGGUUUUACCUGGCAGUACUUCAGAAAUGGAGGUUUUAAAUUUGGCAGGAAAUAACAUUUCGGUUGUAGAGUUAUUGCCCUUGGCAACAAAACUAACUAAAUUUGACAUUAGUUACAAUAACAUUUCUGUUCUGGGGCCAUUUGUAUUUUCUGCAACAAGGAGUAUCAAAGAAACCUUUUUUCGUGGAAACGUUAUCACCGACGUUGACCACCGUGCAUUUCUGCCAAACACUCCCGAGGUCAUUGACCUCUCUGGAAACCAGCUAACUCAGACCCACUAUUGCAGUUGGUCAGAUGUACGUCUGCUCAAUCUGUCCAACAACAGGAUCAGUAAUGUGGACUACCACACAUUUUAUACCAUGAACAAACUGAAAACACUGGACUUAUCAAACAACAUGAUAAAAACCUUCCACGGUGAUACUUUUAAGCAUUUAUCAAACUUGACACAUCUGGACCUAAGCAGAAACAAAAUGAGAACGCCCAAAGAUGAGGACAAUUUAACAAAACUAUUCCAAAAUUUGUAUUCUUUAAUUACUCUUAAUCUGAGUUUCAAUGAUCUAACAUUCAUAAACUCAACUGCCUUAGAGUUUAGCAAGAACACAGAAGUUAUCUCCCUUAGAAAUAAUAAACUACCAUAUAUUAUUCCUGAACUCUUCAGCAAACUUGAGAAACUAAAGCAAAUAGAUUUUUCUGAAAAUCCUUUUGACUGUGGAUGUGACCUGAUCCCACUGGUAAAAUGGAUGCUAACAAACAAGAAUGUUGUGGUUGUGAAUAACUCAAACACAAGUUACAUCUGUAACUCUCCACUAGAAAGAGCUGGGAAGGUGAUAGUAAACUACAGUGUUGGAGUCUUUGAAUGUGACGUCCGCCUUCUGUAUCUGUCGAUAUUCGGGUCAAUAGGAGCUCUCCUUGUGCUUGUUGUCAUGGUAGGUGGUUUGGUGUGUCACUACUACCUCAGAUGGAGACAGGAAGACCUGCCAAAUCUGAAGAAGGCUGCUGCCAAAGAAAAAGAAUUGAAAAUUGACCGAGUCCGUGUUACAGAUAAAAUAGACAUCGAAGCUUAUCCAAAUGACCUCAAGAAUGACAUCGACAAACACGUAAAACUGAAACUGAAGCCAUUACAAAACGGAGAUGUUCAAACGCCAUCUUCCAUUCCUGAUCACAGUUCAGGUUACGAUCAGACAAGUAAGAAACUUUCAUUCAGUCAGCCCAACCUAGAGAAUGGAUACGGUCCAUACAUCUAUCCAGUGCACAGCCAAUACCCUCGUUCUCACAUACUAGCCAGUGAAAACUAUCCAUACAGUUUAACUUUAGCCAAUAGUAGUUAUCCUUACAAUUAUGGUUUGGCAAAUGGAUAUUUUAUACCUGACAAAAAAGAUUUCAAAAACGGCAAAACUGAUGAUGAAAAGAAAAAGAAAAAAGCCAAGCUGGAAAAAGAGAAAGAAAGAAAAAAGAAAGAAAAGAAGAAAGAAAAGAAGUCUGACAAGAAAGAGAAGAAAAGUGACGAGAAAUCUCGACGACAUCCCUAUAAGAGUCAUCCUUGGAAGUAUAACAUUAUGGAGAGGUACCACCCUUCAGCAAGAUGGGACUCAAUGGGUCGUGACCGCUGGCAGAUUCUGCAAUGGAAUGCUCUCAAUAAAAGAUACCAUGAGGGCAGAAAUUCAGACAGAUGCAUGACCUUACCUCCACCAAACAAGAUGCCAUACAAUGGAUAUCCCGUGUAUCCACCUGCAUGCCCAAGGCAAAGAACACACAGCUUAAGGCCUCAAAUACAGCCCAAUAAGAGUCAAAGUGCCUGGGAGCUACCAAACGGCUGGUUCACACGAAGGGCAACUCUGCCAGAUCCACGAGUCAGGAGUGACAUGCAGAACGCCAUCAGGAGGCACAGUGAGGAAAACGAGAGAAGGAAAAGGAAAUUAUCACAGGAAUACAGACACUGGAAGAGGUAUGGUGAGGACUGGGGCCAUGAACCAAAACACGUCAGAGCAAGACCAUAUGAAGUGAUGCAGUUUAUUGAGAGAAGACCUGAAGUCCAACCUGCCAGAUUCAGUCCUACUGAGGUGAGCUUUGAUCCCAUGCUGUGGGUCAGAAGUAAUGGAGAUCUGAGGGAAAAAGUCAGGUUCGCGCCUAAUACUGACAGAGCAGAACCAUCACAGCAUCAGCAGACAAACUUCAUUCCACGAAGCAGAAGUGAAAUUGUUUAUACAGGACCAUCUCAAGAAGCAGCCUGGGAAGGCAACAUCCAACAUCAAGGCAAUACUGAACUGUUGAAAUCAGUAUCAGUAUCAGAGUAUGGCAUUACAAGGAUCCCACGUAGAGAGGCAUCAUUACCAGACACUGGUCAAAGACAGACCCAAGAAAACAUAAUAGAGAUAGUUCAUUCAGCUGUUGAGCGUGUAUCUGAUAAAAAGCCCUCCACCACAGACAAAUCGUCAUCUGAUGAAACAAGACAUAAGGCAGAGAUUCACACAGAUGAAGAGACUGAAGAGGUUGUGUGCAAGACACCUGAUCCAGAUUACCCUAGAGAUGGAAUCAUUUCAGGAUGGGUCUAGCAGUUGACCAAGGGAAAUAACUGUGUUUUGUUAGAACACUCAACAAUAAUUUCAAAAGCAGACGAUUUUCAAGUUAUAGUAUUAAAGGUGUGAAGUUUAUUGACAUGUAUUCCCUGUCUUGAACAGAACUCUCUGGCGAAGACAGAGGUUGUGCCCACGACAGGCAUGCAUGAACAGGUUUCUUAUGAAACCAUGCCGAAAAUGUCCCUAACCCAUAUACAUGUGUACUUGUAUUCCAAGAGAUACAAUUUUCAAGCUAUUUUGAAAAUAAUGAGAUUAAUGACAAAGGAUUUUCAAACUGUGAUACUGAAACUGCCUGGAUUAUCUUCAAAUUAGAGGAAGUGUAUCAGACUCAAAUAAUACGGCUAAUAGACUCCAAAGUGUUAAUACUACAUUUUGCACAGACAGUUUGUUCAAAUAUCCCUCCUUGUAAUCCAGUAGAUUGGUAUAUUUGCUAAAUAUGUGAAGAAUGUGAUGAACAAUAAUCUACUUUUGUGAAAUGCUUAGUUAAAAGACGGGAUCCUUUUGGAGUAUAUAUACCAGUAGACAAAGGUUUAAUGGAUUAUUUAAUGGAUUAUCUAAUGGGUCAUUAUGAAAGUUUAUGCCAUACAUUAUGGAUGUUUGUCCAUGUAUCUUUGCAAUGAGGGUGAAUUUGUGUCAUGAUAUAAUAAUUAUCACUUGAGUUCUAUAUUAUAGAGAUUCAAUUUGAAAUAUUAGUUUUGUACCUUUGAUUUCAUAUGUACAUAUCUAAAUUAUUAUUGGGUUAGAAAUAGCCAGUAAUAUAGCCUCUCCAUUUUAACCAUUACUCUGAUAAAUAUUAUUUAUAGGGUUAUUAUUUUACCGUGUAAAAAAUUAAGGUUAUGAUAAACCUUGUAAG